AUGGGCCCGUGCACGGCCCCCAUCGGCCGCGCCUGCUGGCCGCGCGCCUGGCGAGGCCCUCGCGGAGCCGCGCCCCAGCCGUCCGAGCGCGCGAAGUUUCCCCGCGCGCCCCAGGCCGCGCAGUCGUCUCAGGUUGCAACUCUGCCGGCGUUCAUUCCUGCGGAGGCGGGCGACGUCGGGGAUGGCGCUGCGCUCGAGCUGGCCGCAAGGUACGAUCGCGUAGGGGUUCGGGUGCCGUGCCUGGGCCGGGAGGUGCAGACGGCACACAUCAGGCCAUUUGGCAAGGGUGCGGACGACGCGUUGUGCCCGCCGGUCGUCCUGCUGCACGGGUUCGACGGCUCCAGCCUGGAGUUCCGGCGGUUGAUGCCCCUGCUGGCCGACAGCGUGCAGGCGUGGGCGGUGGACCUGGUGGGCGCAGGGUUCUCGGACCACGGCAUAUUCAAAGGCGAGCCAGACCUCAUCGCAGGGCCAGCACAGAGGACAGAGCACCUGUAUGAGUUCUGGAAGUCAAACAUAGGACGCCCGAUGGCUGUGGCAGGGAUAAGCCUUGGCGGAGCUGCCGCCAUGGACUUUGCUCUGGCAUAUCCUGAGGCUGUGGACUGCAUCAUUUUGAUGGAUUCACAAGGCUAUGUGGAUGGAAUUGGUGCCAUGUCCCAGUUGCCUCGACCGUUGCAGUCAUUGGGUGUGCAGGUGCUCCGCACAGUGGCCUUGAGGCAGCUUGCAAACACCAUGGCAUACUACGACAAAGAAACGUAUGCCUCGGAAGAUGCCAUGAAAGUGGGGCGCCUGCACACAUUUCUUCCAGGCUGGUCAGAUGCAAAUGUGUCCUUCAUGCGCAGUGGCGGUUACUCAUUAAGCCCCCGGAUCAAAGAUGUUCAACAGCCCACACUCAUUCUGUGGGGCAGGGAUGAUGGCAUCCUGGACCCUUCCUAUGCCGAGCGUUUUGUGGAGGACAUAACCUGUUCAAAAUUGGUGUGGGUGGAACAAUGUGGGCAUUCACCACAUCUGGAGCAACCUCAAGUUGUGGCUGAAGCCAUUUUAGAUUUUCUCAAGACCCAUGGUGCAACAAAGGAGCAUUCUUAG
This is a messenger RNA of Ostreobium quekettii, 1083 nucleotides long. The record is from the annotation of a GenBank genome assembly. Lineage: Eukaryota; Viridiplantae; Chlorophyta; Ulvophyceae; Bryopsidales; Ostreobiaceae.